Messenger RNA from Oncorhynchus keta (chum salmon), 4279 nucleotides. Its product is annotated as oxysterol-binding protein-related protein 9-like. Gene Ontology annotation, molecular function: sterol binding. Lineage: Eukaryota; Metazoa; Chordata; Actinopteri; Salmoniformes; Salmonidae. Gene Ontology annotation, cellular component: membrane; cytosol; intracellular membrane-bounded organelle. The record is from RefSeq and is a predicted model, not a curated record. The transcript is spliced from 25 exons. The coding region runs from base 53 to 2266 and encodes 737 amino acids.
GUAUUUUUUCUCCAUACUGACUCCUCCCCUAGAAUCUUGGCCAAUUGUAAAGAUGGCGUCCAUCAUGGAGGGACCGCUGAGCAAAUGGACUAACGUCAUGAAAGGUUGGCAGUAUCGCUGGUUUGUUUUGGACUACAAUGCGGGUUUACUGUCAUACUACACGUCCAAGGACAAGAUGAUGCGUGGCUCCAGAAGAGGAUGUGUGCGUCUCCGGGGAGCUGUAAUAGGAAUCGAUGACGAGGACGACAGCACAUUCACCAUCACUGUGGACCAGAAGACUUUCCAUUUUCAAGCUCGAGAUGCAGACGAACGGGAGAAGUGGAUCCAUGCCUUAGAGGGGACUAUUCUCCGCCACACCCUUCAACUGCGGGAGGCAGAGACAGGAUUUGUUCCAAGUGUCCAAGACUUCGAUAAGAAACUUGCAGAGGCUGACGCAUACCUACAAAUUCUAAUUGAUCAGUUAAAGCUCUUCGAUGAGAAAAUCAAAGAUGGCAAUGAAGAGUCAUGCAGAAAAAUUGAACAUUUGAAGGAAACCACAUGUAGUAUGGUAGAGUCCAUCAAGCACUGUAUUGUAUUGCUGCAGAUUGCCAAGGAUCAAAGUAACGAACAGCAACACGCAAACGGACUGAUAAGCACCAUCAACCCAGUGGAUGGGAUAUUUCCGCCUCUGGACGCUUCUUUAGUCAAUUUAGCCAUGCCAACACAGACCACCCUCCCCACAGAUGGCUCUCAGAUGUGUAAAGGAGAACAACGGCCCUCCACUUUACCGGUAGGGGCUGUUGUCACGGUGAUGGGCAGUCUGCAGACUCCGACCCCCAACAGCACAGGGAGUGGCCCCUCGGACCCCAGCAGCAGCGGUGCCUCUCCCAGUCACAUGACCAUCCCCUCCCACUCGGUCCCUGACUUCUCCUACUCCAGCAGCGAAGACGAGUUCUACGACGCUGACGAGUUCUACCAGAACAGCACGUCUCCCAAGCACCUUCUAGAUUCUUCUCGGCCUCCUGCUGCCUUGCCUCACAGCAAUGACGGAACAGUGCUGAAACGACCAGACACUAACGAGUCCCUCAACUCCUCCAUGUCUAACGGCACCACUGAUGCAGAUCAAUUUGACAGCCAUGAUGACGAGGCGGAGGAUCAGGGGGAGUCUGUGGAGGAGCACAAGAGUGUCAUCAUGCACCUGCUGUCCCAGGUGCGGCUGGGCAUGGACCUCACCAAGGUGGUCCUGCCCACAUUUAUCUUGGAGAGGAGGUCUUUGCUGGAGAUGUACGCUGACUUCUUUGCACAUCCGGAUUUGUUUGUCAGUAUCGCAGAUCAGCUGGAGCCCAAAGAGCGCAUGGUGCAGGUGGUGAAGUGGUACAUGUCAGCCUUCCAUGCGGGGAGGAAAAGCUCAGUGGCCAAGAAGCCAUACAACCCCAUCCUGGGAGAGGUCUUCUUCUGCCACUGGGACCUGCCUUCAGAGAGCGAGGAGCCCACCGCAAUGGAGCCAUCGUCAGAGGGUCCGGUGCCAUGGUCUUCAGCCAACAGUGUGUCUUUUGUAGCAGAGCAGGUCUCUCAUCACCCCCCAGUGAUUUCUGCAUUCUACGCAGAGUGUCUCAGAAAAAAGAUUCAGUUCAACGCCCACAUUUGGACCAAGUCAAAGUUCUUAGGAAUGUCAAUUGGAGUGCACAAUAUUGGCCAGGGAUGUGUGUCCUGUCUGGAACAUGACGAGCACUACAUACUCACCUUUCCCAAUGGAUAUGGCAGGUCGAUCCUGACUGUCCCAUGGGUGGAGUUGGGUGGAGAGUGUAACAUCAACUGCUCCAAAACGGGCUACAGUGCCAGCAUCGUGUUUCACACUAAGCCCUUCUACGGUGGCAAGAAGCACAGGAUCACCGCUGAGAUCUUUCCUCCCAAUGACAAGAAAUCAUUCUGCUCCAUUGAAGGAGAGUGGAAUGGAGUGAUGUACGCUAAGUGGGCAUCUGGGGAAAACUCCUUGUUCAUUGACACAAAGAAAAUGGGCUGUAUCAAGAAGAAGGUGAGGAAGUUGGAGGACCAGCUGGAGUAUGAGUCCCGCAGCCUUUGGAAGGAUGUGACGGUUAGUCUGAAGUCGAGAGACAUCGAUGCAGCAACGGAAGCUAAGCACAGGCUGGAGGAGAAGCAAAGGGGCGAGGCCAGGGAGAGGAAGGAGAAUGAAAUGCAGUGGGAAACUAGGUUGUUCCAUGAGGAUGGGGAGUGCUGGGUCUACGAUGAGCCUCUACUGAAAAGAACUGGAUCACAGAGGCACUGAGGCCAAAGAUGCAGAUCUUGGAGUCUUAAUAAGAACUCUUUUGCAAACCACUUCUUAUCCAAGCCUUGGAAUGACUGAUGAUUGAACAUGAUCACAGCUUUGCAUUUUCAAAGUUAAAAUUUAAUGAAAUCAAGAAGAAACAUCUACAAUGUAAAAAAUAAUAACCGUUGUUUUGCCAAACCCACAUCCUCAACCUCCAUCCCCUGAACGACUAAAAAAAGCAUGACAAAAACAGUACCAAUGCCCUUCGGCUACACAAACAAGUCCUCACAAUCUUGCAGGAGGAUCCCUCAAGGGUCUGUUCUUUUCCUCGAGGGGGCGGGUGUUUUGAUCGAACAAACCUCGAAAAACAGCGUUCUGUAUCUCAGGGAAGCUGGUGACUGAGGAAUGAAUGGUGUACUUACAGGAGUUAGACAGCCUUAUGGUGGAAUCACAAGGGGAAUAACUUGGCUUGCCAACAACUAGCUACAGCUGUUUAUAUAUAGAUACUUAUGAUGAAUGUAUAUAUAUUCUCUUUUUUUUAAAUUGUAUUUCUCUUUCUUUCUGGCAGUAGUAAAUAUUUUAGGAUAUGAACUCUAUGGCAAUACAUCAGGAAUCAUUCCUUUUCCUUUCUACAUUCGUGCCCUCUCAAGUUCGUUGACAUUAGGCCGUCAUUGAAAAUAAGAAUAUGUUCUUAACUGACUUGCCUGGUUAAAUAAAGGUAAAAAAAAAAAAAUCUCUCCCCAUGUACUAACUCCAUCUAGUGCAGUGGUGUCAAACUCAUUUUGUCCCGGGGGUCGCAUUAUGUCUUCAACGAGGUCCAGAGGGCCGCAUUGAAAAUGGGUUAUUUCCUCACCGUCAAUUUUUAAAAUGUUAAUUUCUGAUGCUCCCUGACUGUCUAGCUUUAAUUUUGGUGAUUUAUUAGUGAGCUGGACACAGUCAAGAAACUGUGAUUGUAGGUCCAUGAUCAUUUCAACACAGUUUAGAUUUUAUUUUAGUCAUUUUAAAGUCUAUUGAGUUUUUUAAAAAGUUUUUUUUAAUGCUAACACCUACGGGCUUGGACUCCCACGCGGGCCAGAUGUUUGACACCCCUGGAUUAGUGUAUGUUUAUCUGCUCAAGAUGACCAGAGGGGCACCCAAGAAGUCUGCAUUUGCAAGAUAGACAAAGGUGGAGUCGAGGAAGAGGACUUGUCAACAUGUUUAUUAUUUUCCCUUGUGGCAUUUAUGAACAAAUGUAUGUCUUUUGAUUUGUUUUUCAGGUGAUUGGGUAACAUGCUAAGGCGGUUUUAUUGAGUGCUAAAUUUGGUUGAGGGUACACAAUUUAAUACCAGGUUAGAUUAUGUCCAGUGGUGGUGUUAAAUAGGAGAGAAUAAUUGUCUUGUUUCUGCCAUUAAUCGAAAGGUUCAUUCCCCAUUCAGUGCCACAUCAUUUUAAACUAAAUAAGCAGAUGUUUGGAUAAGUACCUAAAUGAAAAUCUCAAUCUUUCACUUGAGCACAUGAAUCAUAUGACUGUGGAUAUUCUUCAGCGAACCCAUUAUGUGAAAUAUUGUGAGCUAAAGACAGAUCUAUUCCUUUUCCCCUCAGAAGGAUUUUUAUCAGUAAGCAAGGCCAGGUAAUACAGUACAUGAAUUGACAUUUUGGUUAUUGGAAAGGAAUUGUGACCAAAACCAUUUGUAGCGAUAGAGCACAUUCCUGCUGAAUACACGCACGCAAUGAUUGCCUGUGGUGAAAAACUCAACAAGUUCACUUAACUGAAAUGUAAAGGUGGAGUAUCAUCCUUUUAUCUCUAAAGUGGAUACAUACAGUAUCUUCUAAUAUAAUAGAAUUUACAGAGGUUACAAACUCAAGCCAUUUUUCUUUUCAUGUUAUGUCUUUGUUAGUUGAUAUUGAAUCAAGGCCUUGCCAUACAUUUCAGUAUCGCUUCAAAAGAGCAAUCGGAACAAAAUGUAUUUUUUAUUUCCUUUGAAUCAUAACCAUUGAUUGUAUUAGAUUUUCAUGUUUAUUGAUGCAUAAUAUUAAAUCUCCAUGAGUUUA